Messenger RNA from Ostertagia ostertagi, 441 nucleotides. NCBI's taxonomy places the organism in Eukaryota, Metazoa, Nematoda, Chromadorea, Rhabditida, Trichostrongylidae. The record is from the annotation of a GenBank genome assembly.
AUGGAUAACAUACAAGCAGUCACCCAGCUCAUCGAGAGGAGUCACGAGUAUCACCUUCCCUUGGUUCUUGUUUUCGUGGAUUACAAGAAGGCAUUCGACUCAGUCGAAGUCAACGCUGUUUUGAAUGCCCUUACGCAAGCCGGAGUUCUCCCUGCAUAUAUCCAUUUGCUCGAACAAUGUUUUACGAAUACAUCAACAAACAUCCAGUUGUUCGACCGCAAGAUGAAGAUUCCAAUUGAAAAAGGAGUAAGGCAAGGAGACACGGAUAUCGUUCUAGUCUCCACUAACACAGCUGAAAUGGAAGAGAUGAUCAACGAACUCAAUGUGGUAGGUCUGAAGAUAGGGUUGGAAAUGAAUAUGUCCAAAACGCAAAUGAUGGUGAACCAGUGGAGUGAUAUGGGAGAAAUAAAAUUGGCAGGAAGAGCUCUAGAAAGAGUCUAG